This is a messenger RNA of Bursaphelenchus okinawaensis, 908 nucleotides long. NCBI's taxonomy places the organism in Eukaryota, Metazoa, Nematoda, Chromadorea, Rhabditida, Aphelenchoididae. The record is from the annotation of a GenBank genome assembly.
AUGUUCUCAGAUCAAAGGAAUGCCGUCACCGUGGAGUUCGAAGAAUGUAGCGACGGGGUGGUGGUGGAUCUGAAGAAGGUCAGGCAGAAGAUCGCGAACUGGGUCAGGGAGGAAUGUGCUUUUAUACUGAAGUGUGGAAGGUCGAGUAGAGGUCUGGAUGCCAAAAGUGUUGUUAUCACUGACUUUGCUUGUAUGGAGGGCAUGGAAAGUCGAAUGAGUUUGGUGGUACGGUGGAAUUCUAGUGCUUCUGUUGAUAACGGUAAUGUUUUUCAAUUUAAAAAUUUGUUUUGGGUUUUGUAAAGUUGUUGUUUAUGGGCUGGGUGACCUUCUUUUGUGGACGAUAUAUUCAGAUUAUCCUUGUUUUGCGUUACAACGGGUAAAUAAGUAAUGGUUUAGAUAUUACUAGAGCAACCAAAAAAUUAUUUUAAGAAUAACAUUUUUUUAAGUCAGUUUUGUCAAAAAUUGUUUUUUUACGUUUAAAAACGUUAACUUAAAAACUAAAAAAAUUGAAACAAAAAAGUUAAAAUGAAUGACAUUUCGAACUGAAAGUGGAAACAUGUUUAGAAGCGAACUUGGUUUCCCAAAACAUCUUGAUCGACGUUCUUCUGGCUCGAGAACACCUGCUCUCGACGUUGUUGGACUCGACCUUGCUCCAGGUGAUUCCUUCCCAGCCUCGCCUCAACUCUACAACAACAUGGAGACAAGUCGUCGUAAUUGGCGUCGUAUCUGUGUUAUGUUCCUUUCUUUUCUGCGGGCUAAUUGCAGCUUGUGUUGCUCUGAAUGUGGUCGGCUUUCAGCGAGUGUUCGGUCGAUGUUGCAUCAGGAAGAAUCGACCGUCGAAGGAGCUUCAAGAGCUGAACGAGUUGAGCCGGCGGAAUCAGGAGAUGAACUUGGCUGAUUGGGAGUGA